Molecule: messenger RNA, 1365 nt
Organism: Necator americanus (New World hookworm)
Lineage: Eukaryota; Metazoa; Nematoda; Chromadorea; Rhabditida; Ancylostomatidae
Exons: 13
Coding region: 1-1365 (454 amino acids)
Source: RefSeq, a predicted model, not a curated record
AUGUUUCCGUCCUCUUCAAUUCUCAUCGCUAUCUUCAUUGGUGGUAGCGCUGCUACAGUAGAUUUUCAAUGCUGGAAUUUUGAUUCGACAGACAAUAUAAGGGGUGCAUACCGCACCAACAUCAACAACUUGAGAUCAUCUCUUGCAAAAGGGGACGCAACAGGCAAAAAUGGCAAACUCCCUCAAGGAAAGAAUAUCUAUAGAUUGGACUGGGACUGUAUGCUUGAAGUAGAAGCGCAGAAAGUGGUUGACAAAUGCGACGCAACUGCCUCAGCCCCCUCGGAGUUAUCGAUGGUCAUUGCGAGCGUUCCAAUCACCACUUGCGAUCCAAUAACAAUGAUAAAACCCCAAGUCAAUAAGUGGUGGAAUACCGUAAAAAACGCGGCUGUAGACGGCACCAGCCCCACCUACAGUAAUAAAAAGCUUCAUGAUUUCGCAAUGCUGGCCCAUGGAAGUGCUGUAAAACUUGGUUGCGCUCAAAGAAACUGUAACGGAAAACUCGUCAUGGCAUGUAUGCUUUACCCUAAAGGUCCCGAUAAUGGACAACCAAUUUAUGAAAAGGGAGGAGGAUGUACGAAGCCGGACAAUGGCGAUGUCUCAAGUUAUAUCCCAUGCACAACGUACCAGAGCUCCUCAUGUGCCGCAGCAAAGAAGCUGUGUGUUGCUGGAUACAUUGACCCUAGUAAAUCAACUACCACAGCAGCAACGACUAUAUCAGUUGCUACCACACCCACAGGUGGAGGUAGUACAGCGCCAGGAACAGGAACUACUGCAGGAGGAGUUGCAGGAACAAUGUGUCCGCAAAAUUCGCAAAUGUCGACCGAUGACGUUAGAAGAGAAUUCUUAAACGCGCAUAAUGGUUACCGAUCUACGAUUGCUCAAGGUAAAGGAGUAAUGUCAGGUGGCAUAAGAGCUCGUCCAGCUAGCCAGAUGAGAAAAAUGGAGUACGACUGCGAAGCGGAGAAACUUGCAUACAAUGCUGUAUGUGGCACUAGCACGAAUGUCGAAAACCGCAUGACGUUCGCAAAUGCGAACAAAGAUCCUGCUGAGGCAGCUCGACUGGCCGUUCGAAGAUGGUACAAUGAAAUCCAGACAGGCACCAUGGCGCAGCAAGCAGGAGACAAAAACUUGUAUUCUGUAAAUCUUGCCAUUCCAAGGUUUGCAAAGGUGGUUUGGGAAACUAAUGUUAAACUAGGAUGUGCUGUCAGGCAGUGUAAUGGCAAGCUGCGCGUGUUAUGCAUCUAUAGCAAUAGCACAUUUGGUGUCAAUCAACAGAUCUACAAGAUGGGUGGUACAUGCAAUCGUUGUAAAAAUGUUUGUGACAACAAUACGGGACUCUGUCCUUCGAACUGGACUCCAUCGUAA